AUGGGUAUGGAACUAUUUAAUAGCUUUUUCUCUAGCAAGGAUCCGAAUAUGAACGAGGAAGUUGCAGUUGCGCCAAGUACACCAGAGAGGAAUGACGAAAACUUGUCACAUCCUCCUGUGACACUCAACAAUAUCCCAAGCACUGCGGGUACUCAGAGUAAGGUCGGUCUGGGCAGAAGUUAUGUGUCAAAUAACAACAGUCUCUCAGAAUUUAGUAGUCCUUUAAAGACAAUGAUCGCCGCCAACAACAACAAGCUUUUACAAAAGAGCAAAAUCCCUUCUGAAAGAGUAGAUGUUAAGGAGGCAGAUAUACAAGAAUCCCAGGAGGAAGGAAAGUCUGAUAAACUAAUGGCUGAAAGUUUGGCUGCAAUGAGAAUUGAACAGAAUCUGUUACAAAAGGAAUUGCGUACAUUAAGGGAGAAAUCAAAUGUCGACAAGGCUAGUUUCUCUUCAAAAAUAAAGCAAUUGAUGCAGCAAAUAAAUAAACUGAAGAAACAUGACCAGGAAUGUAACAGCAAACGAAUUGAGCUCACAGAAUAUGCUUUCAAUUCUCAACUUUCCAUUGUGACAGAAAAUUUUAAGAAAGAAAUACUAUGUAAGGAUAAAGCAAUUUCAAGUCUACAGAGAGAAGUAGACAGAUUUCAAGAAAAACGCAAAAAUGCAAAAAAUGAGGAGACUAUUGAGAUUGAAAGAAUAAGAUCUCGAUUAGGGAAGAUUGUUUUAUUCAAUGUUCCAUUAGGUCCAGUUUUAGAAGAAUAUCUUGAUUCGUCUACAGAUAUUGAUUUCAACGUUUUAUUCAAGAAAAAAAAUGAAAAAAUACUCUCUUUUAGCGAAAGUUCCCUUGAUCAAUAUACCACUUCAGUUCUAUCUUCACUCAAGGAGCUGAAGAAUGAAAAUAUGAAGGGUUUAAGUAAAAUUAAUGAUAAUACUAAAAAAUGUUUCGAAUGUAACUCGAAUUUUUCUAACAAGUUGUCCGAAUUUGCUUCAAAACUUGAUGAUAAUAAGGAAGAAAUUGUGAAUUUUAUCGAUCAGAAAUCAAAAGAUUUACUUGACGCUAAUGAAAAGUCUGUGAAGGCGAUUGAUGAUCAAAUUAGAAAUUCGAAUGAUGGACUAUUACUGAAGGCAUACAACAAAAUCCAUAAUCUUCAAAGUGAGAAAGGGAAAUUAAUUGAAGAAAUUGAAAUGAAGAACCAAAAGUUUGCUAAAGUUAACGAAUUACUUCAUGAUAUUGAAAACGAUAAUUUGAAAUUUUUCAAAAAAUUCGACAUGACAAUAGAAUAUUUAGAGGAGAGAUUAAAGUUUUUAGAAGGUGACUUUUCAAAGAGAAUCACAUUCGAAACCAUCCAUCAAAAAAACCCGGAGAAAUUUACAAAAGAAAUUUACGACUAUCUAGAGUUUCCCACUAUUGAUAACAUGAAUUUAAUCGAAUUACAAAAUAUAAUAAAGCAUUUCUCUUUGUUUUUUGAAGUGCCUCUAAGCAAAUUUUUCAAGAAAUUGCCAACAAUUUGUAUUUACUUGAGAUAUGAAAGAAACUUGCUGCAUUUUUUUGUCGACCGAUUGAACUAUCAAAUUUACAACCCUAGCAAAAAAAUCAAUUUCAAAUCAUAUACAGUUGACGCUUAUCAACAAUAUUUGAAAAAUGGAAAUAGUUUUGAAGAUAUCAACCACCCUUUACAAAAGUGCUUAGAUGACCUAUAUAAUGAAAUCAUACUAAAAUUAUGA
Molecule: messenger RNA, 1722 nt
Organism: Kazachstania africana CBS 2517
Lineage: Eukaryota; Fungi; Ascomycota; Saccharomycetes; Saccharomycetales; Saccharomycetaceae
Gene: ADY3
Product: Ady3p
Exons: 1
Coding region: 1-1722 (573 amino acids)
Source: RefSeq, a predicted model, not a curated record